Molecule: messenger RNA, 3838 nt
Organism: Tarenaya hassleriana
Lineage: Eukaryota; Viridiplantae; Streptophyta; Magnoliopsida; Brassicales; Cleomaceae
Product: topless-related protein 4-like
Exons: 26
Coding region: 111-3506 (1131 amino acids)
Biological process (GO): regulation of DNA-templated transcription
Molecular function (GO): protein binding
Source: RefSeq, a predicted model, not a curated record
UUAGAGAGAGAAAGUGUAGAGAGAGAGAACCCUCUCUCCUUCCUCCAAAAUUCUCCCAAAGUCCCUCGAUCUAAGAAACCUAACCAUUUUCCUCCAUAGCUGUUCGAGUCAUGUCCUCACUAAGCAGAGAGCUUGUUUUUCUAAUACUUCAAUUUCUCGACGAGGAGAAAUUCAAGGAGACUGUUCAUAGAUUGGAGCAGGAGUCAGGUUUUUACUUCAAUUUGCGUUACUUUGAGGAAUUGGUGACUAAUGGUGAGUGGGAUGAGGUUGAGAAGUAUCUGUCUGGCUUCACAAAGGUUGAUGACAACAGAUAUUCGAUGAAAAUUUUCUUUGAAAUCCGGAAGCAGAAAUAUCUUGAAGCUUUAGACAAACGUGACCGUGCUAAGGCAGUGGAGAUUUUAGUGAAGGAUCUGAAGGUUUUCGCGACAUUUAACGAAGAUCUCUUCAAGGAAAUUACCCAGCUGUUAACAUUGGAGAACUUUAGAGACAAUGAGCAGCUGUCUAAGUAUGGGGAUACAAAGACAGCAAGAGGUAUUAUGCUUGGCGAAUUAAAGAAACUAAUAGAGGCCAAUCCACUCUUUCGCGAGAAACUUCAGUUUCCUGCCCUCAAGAGUUCCAGGUUGCGGACUUUGAUAAACCAAAGUUUAAACUGGCAGCAUCAGUUGUGUAAGAAUCCAAGGCAGAAUCCUGACAUCAAAACUCUAUUUGUGGACCAUACGUGCAACCUACCAAAUGGUGCGCGUGCUCCAUCUCCUGUCACAAAUCCCUUAAUGGGUUCUGUGCCAAAGGCAGCAGGAUUUCCCCCAUUGUCUGCUCAUGGUCCAUUUCAGCCUGCACCAGGUGCAAUUCCAACGCCUCUUGCUGGAUGGAUGGCUAAUCCAUCUUCCAUGCCUCACCCUUCUGCCUCCGCAGGUCCCAUGGGACUGGCUGUUCCGAACAGUGCAGCUGGUAUCUUAAAACGCCCCAAGACCCCCCCUGGUGCCUUGGAGUAUCAAACUGCAGAUUCUGAACAUAUUGUGAAGAGACCAAGGCCUUUCGGAGCCUCAGAUGAGGCACUCAGCAAUAGUGCUGGUAAUCUUCCAGUAAACAUUUUGCCAGUCGCGUACCCCGGCCAUGCCCAUGGGCAUAACGCAUUAUCACCUGAUGAGUUGCCCAAGGCUGUUGUUGCGACUCUCAGUCAGGGUGCACCUGUCAUGAGCAUGGAUUUCCACCCGGUUCAACAAAUUCUUCUCCUCGUUGGUACGGCUGUGGGUGCUGUUUUCUUGUGGGAGUUGGGUGCUCGAGAAAGGAUUGCAGUAAAGGGUUUCGAGGUCUGGAAGAUUGAAGUUUGUUCGAAAGCUUUGCAGGCAUCUCUUAGUGCUGAUUACACUGCAUCUGUGAAUCGUGUGGCAUGGAGCCCUGAUGGUACACUUUUUGGUGUGGCAUACUCUAAGAGCAUUGUGCACAUAUACGCUUCCCAUGGGGGCAGUGAUAUAAGAAAUCAUCUGGAGAUUGAGGCUCAUGCUGGGAGUGUUAAUGACCUUGCAUUUUCGUACCCAAACAAACAACUAUCUGUUGUCACUUGCGGCGAGGACCGAUUGAUUAAGGUCUGGGAUGCUGUUACUGGGGCAAAGCGGUUUUCCUUUGAGGGUCAUGAAACACCAGUCUUUUCUGUUUGCCCGCAUCACAAGGAGAACAUUCAGUUCAUCUUCUCAACAUCAACUGAUGGAAAGAUAAAAGCUUGGUUGUAUGAUAAUAUGGGAUCAAGAGUUGACUAUGAUGCUCCUGGCCAUUCUUCAACAAGAAUGGCAUACAGCAGUGACGGCACAAGGCUGUUCUCUUGUGGGACAAACAAAGAAGGAGAGUCAUUCUUAGUGGAGUGGAAUGAAAGUGAAGGAGCUGUGAAAAGAACAUAUAUUGGCCUUGGAAAACGGUCUGUGGGGAUUGUGCAAUUUGACACAACCAAAAAUAGGUUCUUAGCUGCUGGUGAUGAGUCUACUAUCAAGAUUUGGGACAUGGACAGCACGAAUCCUUUGACAACGAUUCAUGCAGAUGGUGGCUUACCGGCUUCUCCUUGCAUUAGAUUUAACAGGGAAGGGAUACUGUUAGCUGUCUCAACUACUGACAAUGGCAUUAAAAUUCUUGCAAAUUCUGAUGGAAUUAGGUUGCUGAGAACAGCAGAAAGUCGCCCAUUUGCUCCUUCAUCGGUUAUGAAGGCCCCUACAGUGACUGGUUUUGGUUCCCCAAGUGCAAAUGCUGGAACAAGUAUGGCAGAUAGAGCUGCAUCUGUUGCCGCUAUGGAUGGCAGUAACAAUGAUAGCCGAAGUCUGACUGAAGUGAAGCCUAGAAUCACUGACGAUCCAAUGGAAAGAUCUAGGACAGGGAAACUUACAGAGAUUAGUGAACCAUGUCAGUGCCGCUCCGUGAGGCUCCCUGAUAGUCUGACGGCCACAAAGGUUUCCAGAUUAAUUUACACAAAUACUGGACAAGCGGUAUUGGCCUUGGCAUCUAAUGCGGUACACAAGCUCUGGAAGUGGCAGAAAAAUGAUCGUAAUAUGAGUGGAAAGGCAACAGCUAAUGUAACACCUCAAUUGUGGCAACCUGCAAGUGGGAUAUUGAUGACCAAUGACAUAAGUGACACCAAUCCUGAAGACACUGUUCCCUGUUUUGCCUUGUCCAAGAAUGAUUCCUAUGUUUUGUCAGCUUCUGGGGGAAAGAUUUCUCUCUUCAACAUGAUGACAUUCAAGACUAUGACAACUUUCAUGCCCCCACCACCAGCGGCAACAUUUUUGGCGUUUCAUCCUCAGGAUAAUAAUAUAAUUGCCAUUGGAAUGGAAGAUUCUUCUAUCCAAAUCUACAACGUUCGAGUUGAUGAGGUGAAAACAAAGUUGAAAGGUCAUCAGAAAAGAAUAACGGGUCUUGCUUUCUCACAGACUCUGAAUGUUCUUGUAUCUUCAGGAGCCGAUUCUCAGCUGUGCAUUUGGAACACGGAUGGAUGGGAGAAGCAAGCUAGCAAGUUUUUGCAGAUUCCGAAUGGAAGAUCCAUGCCACCUGUGUCUGAUACCCGCGUCCAGUUCCAUCUCGAUCAGACUCAUCUUCUUGUCGUUCAUGAAACUCAAGUAGCCAUAUACAUCGCUCCAAAGCUUGAAUGCUGGAAGCAGUGGUUUCCCCUUGAAGCAAGCGGUCCGAUCACGUCUGCAACAUAUUCUUGCGAUAGCCAGUCGAUAUACGUUAGCUUUGAAGAUGGCAAAGUCGAUAUCCUCACUGCUCCGAAUCUCAGGCUGAGAUGUCGGAUAAACCCGUCGGCCUAUUUGCCUUCCAACCCAAGCUCAAGGGUAUACCCUCUCGUGAUAGCGGCUCACCCAUCAGACCCAAACCAGUUUGCAUUAGGUCUCAGUGACGGAGGCGUACAGGUGCUCGAGCCAUUAGAGACAGAAAGUAAAUGGGGAAGCUCACCUCCUGCAGAAGACAGUGCCGGCCCAAGCUCUGCUACUGGAGUAGUUUCCUCUGAACAACAUCAAAGGUGAAAACGUUUUCACCUUGCUCGAUCCCCCCUCUUGCAAGCGCGUUGAUCGUUUUUUUUUUUGCGUUUCUCGUCUCGAACUCCUCCUUUUAGAUGAAUAUAUGGAAACUCCUACAGUUUUUUUUAGAGUAAUCAAUCAAAGCCUGAUGUAGACCAAGGUUUUCUCCUAGCCUGUGGCUUGCAAGUUUUUGCAGCUUUUAAUGGCGGCUUUAGGGUUUCUUCUUUGUUCCUUUUUUUUUUUCACAACCUAGGAUGAGAAAUAACUUCUCUUGAAUGUAAAUUUGUCCGAUCAACGCGAGAAGAGGAAGGUGAAAAAACUGAACCCUCGAAAGCUAA